This is a messenger RNA of Mercurialis annua (annual mercury), 1377 nucleotides long. RefSeq lists its product as uncharacterized. The coding region runs from base 1 to 1377 and encodes 458 amino acids. The transcript is spliced from 3 exons. The record is from RefSeq and is a predicted model, not a curated record. NCBI's taxonomy places the organism in Eukaryota, Viridiplantae, Streptophyta, Magnoliopsida, Malpighiales, Euphorbiaceae.
AUGAGAAUUGAUGUGAUUGAUGAGAUUGUGGAAGAGCAACUCCGGGAGAAUGUGCAAUUGUUGAACGAAGCAAAGAGGGUAGAAAUUUGUCCUCAACAAAUCUCUCAAGUUUCGUUUCAUUCCGAGUCGGGGGAAGAUGAAUAUACUAGAGAGGAUGAACCGAAGCCGGAAAGUUUAAACAAGAGCAAUGGUGUGACUCCACCAUCUUCGGAGUUGCCCCCGAAGGUUGAAAUGAAGCCGCUUCCGCCACACCUCCGGUAUAAUUUUGUUGGGGAGAAUGAGACCUUGCCGAUAAUCAUCUCAAACAAGCUCUCUAAGGAUCAAGAAAGGAAGGUUGUGCAAGUGGUGAAAGAGCACAUGUUAGCAAUGGCAUUGGGUUGCGUGUUGGGGCAAAGAAAGGACAAGCGGGUGCAUGUGAUCUACUACGCUAGUAGAACUAUGGCGGGAGCACAACUCAACAAUACCACUACCGAAAAGGAGAUGUUGGCGGUUGUCUUUGCUCUCGACAAGUUUAGACAAUAUUUGCUUGGGUCGAAAUGCAUCAUAUACACCGAUCAUGCCGCUUUACGGUAUCUAUUCACUAAGCAAGAUGCAAAGCCAAGGCUCAUUCGGUGGAUUCUUCUCAUGCAAGAGUUCGAUGUAGAAAUCCGAGACAAGAAAGGUACGGAGAAUGUGGUGGCGGAUCACCUUUCGAGAUUCGAGAAUCCGGAACCAAUUCCAAUUGGUGUGGAGAUUAAUGAGCGGUUUCCGGACGAAACGCUUAUGAUGAUUCGGGAAGUGGAGACACCAUGGUAUACCGAUUUUGCAAAUUACCUCUCAUCGGGAGUCAUGCCUCCGGACUUGACAUCCCACAAAAGGAAGAAGUUCUUAUCCGAUGUUAAAAGGACGGCCUACAAAACUCCACUUGGGAUGUCUCCAUUCCGUAUUGUUUAUGGGAAGGCGUGUCAUCUUCCUCUAGAGCUUGAGCAUAGAGCGUAUUGGGCUAUUAAGAAGUUGAACUUUGACUUUAAGAAGGCGGGGGAAAAGAGAUUGCUUCAAUUGAAUGAGUUAGAUGAAUUCCGAUUAAUGGCAUAUGAGAAUGCCAAGCUCUAUAAGGAGAAAACGAAGCGAUGGCAUGAUGCUCACAUCUCCCCAAAGGUCUUAGAGGUUGGUUCGUUUGUACUUCUUUACAAUUCACGCUUGGGGUUGUUUCCGGGAAAAUUGAAAUCUCGUUGGAGUGGCCCAUUCAAAAUCCGGAAUGUGGCGAAUCACGGUGCGGUGGAAUUGGAGAAUUCCAAGGGUGAAACUUUCAAGGUUAAUGGCCACCGGUGCAAACCGUAUCUUGGACCCUUGACGAAUCGGGUGAAAGAUGAGAUAUCUUUCACAACUCCUACAUGA